AUCAACAAUCACAUAAAACAAAACGGUCUCUUACUUACACAAACAAAACAAUAACACACUGGAUGGUUGCUCUACUAAAUCCUUUUCGCAUUUUCUUCAUAUCUAUGUGCUCGUUAAUAACUCGCAAGGUCUUCCGAUUUGAGGGACGUGUAUAUUGAUUACCCAGUUCGGUAGACAUUUGGCGCAAUACUUUGUAGAAAGCCGACCUCAAGUCUUAUUGAUUUUCACAGCUGUCAUUCAAGAUGGCUACUACCGCAGGAUCUCGCAAUCAAACAAACGGUGUUCUCUCCGUUACAACUACACAGACGUCGGGCAGUACUUCCAAGCAGACUGUUAGCAAACCAGCAAGUUCCAAGUUGAAGCUUAUCGUCCGUAGGCUAGCUCCAGGAUUGACGGAGGCGGAAUUCUGUUCUGUUCUUGGUGAUGAAUGGAAGGUAGGGCAAGGAAAGGUUGAUUGGUUUCAAUUUAAAUCCGGGAAAGAUUCUAAAGAGUAUGUAUUUUCGCAUAGUAUGUGCCUGCAGGGCUGACAGAUCAAAACAGUCCUUCCAAGCCAUCCCGACCUUCUCGAGCAUAUCUACACUUAACAAGUGGUGACCACCUCUUACCAUUUUCCGAAGUCGUGCGAAAAUCAAGUUUUGAGGAUGCAAAGAAUUCAUAUACAGAUUCGUGUCUCAUUGGACCACCCUCCGUUGAAUUUGCGCCUUACAGUAGAGUCCCUGCAGGUCUUAAACGUCGUACAGAUGCUCGCGCUGGAACAAUCGAUCAGGAUCCAGAAUUCAUGGCAUUUUUGGAAGGAUUGGCUAAUCCGAUUACCACAAAAGAAAUUGGCGCAGAGGGCGAAGAUUUUUCAACAGGAAAGCCUGAGAAAAUUACUGUGACUCCAUUGGUUCAAUUUUUGAAGGACAAGAAGGCCAACAAGACGAAGGAAUCGGCAGCAAAAGCAGCAAAGAAACAAGAAAUUCCAAAGUCCAAGGCGAAGGAAGGAUCAGUUCCCACAGAUGAUGGUAGAAAGUCCAACAAAGAUCCUAAGACCGACAAAGUCGCGGCCACGCAAGAGGCUGUCAGAAUUCUGAACAGAGAAGCUGCCAAGAAAACAGCUGCAGCGUCCUCCUCUACAGCUACUUCAACAAGUACUGAGAAGAACGUUCCCAAGCUUGAUACUUCCAAAAUUCCUGCCAAUGAAAGACAGGCCGUUGUUGCUGCUCAUGUUCGCAUGCUACACCGUGAUCUCGGACUUAGUCCCUCCCAGGCCCAUCGCCGUAUCAAACGUGAUACAGCAAGUGCGGUAAAAGCUGAGGCUUCUGACAAAUCCACGCCCACUCCUAGUAAUACCGCGUCUUCCCCAUCUACUCCUACAACUCCCACUGGUCCCAAAGUUCCCCCAGCCCAGCUCAGUGCCCAAUCAGGUAGUCGAAGAUCUAGAAGAGGUAAUCAAAAGAAUACUACUGAAUCUUCUGCUACCAAGGGGCCGACAGCCACAGCUUCAGCCCCGACUACACCAAUGGUCCUACUACGAAAGUUCACCACUCAACAACGACCUGAACAACGACCAAGUACCGCGACUUCUCAAUCUUCAUCUAUGCCUCAAGCUCCACCGAAAGCGGCUCCGAAAGUCAAUCCCCCUGCAGCUCCAGCCGCAGCGCAACCUCAACAAGCCACUCCUAAUCGAGGAUCAAAGGCUCAAGUGGACGUCCCACCUAAAGGUGCCCGACAAGCUUUUAUAAAACAUGCCAAUCCAUCUCAAGGUGUAACUGAACUAUUAUUAAAAGAAGCACUGGAGAAAUUUGGUAAAGUCUCCAUGGUUGAGAUAGACAAGAAGAAAGGCUUCGCAUAUGCAGAUUUCGAAGAACCCGAAGGUCUAAAGAAAGCAAUGGCUGCGAACCCCGUUUCCGUCGCACAGGGAACUGUUCACGUUAUGCAACGAAAGGGAAAUCAAUUACCACGUGCUGUCCUAGCCCCUAGAACUCCUGCUCCUCCACCUACUAGUCCGGCUUCUCGUGGUGGUAGAGGUGGAGCUAUAGGCAGGAGGGGUGGUAGAAAUGGUGGUGGGAGAGGUCGCACGGAUGCUCCUGCUGCGGAUUCUCCAAAGCCUUCUCCAGUUGCUGUUGCCCCCACAGGACCAGCUCCAAAGUGAAGAGAUAGUGAUCGCGAAAGACCUUUCAACAUUUCAUUCGAAAGCAGAUUUUGGGCAACUCACCAGCCAACGGAGACACAUGAGAAAUUCUCGGAGAUAUGAGACUUCAUCGCGAUGUCUAGAAUAUCCUUCAAAAUGCCUUCCCAACAGCUACACAAGCCCAAGGGCAGUCAAUAAGAGAUAGCUAAUGCGUUUAUUCCCAAAAUGUCCAAUUUUUGGCACAACCGUAAAGGCGAAAAAUUAUGUGGACAAGAAGCAUGAUUACAAGUAUGAGCCAAAAUUCAUAUGUAAGGAGGAGACGAGGAAGAUAAGGAAGGAUCAGUUCCUUCAUAGGCAGGAUCAUUUGGCCCAUAACACACUUAAGCGACUGCAAGUUGUUGAUGUCAUGUCUAACUUAGGGUUACGUAGCAGAUCCUUGAGAUAAUUACAAUU
This is a messenger RNA of Sclerotinia trifoliorum, 2566 nucleotides long. NCBI's taxonomy places the organism in Eukaryota, Fungi, Ascomycota, Leotiomycetes, Helotiales, Sclerotiniaceae. The record is from the annotation of a GenBank genome assembly.